Platichthys flesus (European flounder) is the source of this 2453-nucleotide messenger RNA. RefSeq names its product pre-mRNA processing factor 19 (gene prpf19). Gene Ontology annotation, molecular function: ubiquitin protein ligase activity; protein binding. Gene Ontology annotation, cellular component: cytoplasm; U2-type catalytic step 1 spliceosome; Prp19 complex. Gene Ontology annotation, biological process: protein ubiquitination; mRNA splicing, via spliceosome; DNA repair. The record is from RefSeq and is a predicted model, not a curated record. The coding region runs from base 178 to 1695 and encodes 505 amino acids. The transcript is spliced from 16 exons. NCBI's taxonomy places the organism in Eukaryota, Metazoa, Chordata, Actinopteri, Pleuronectiformes, Pleuronectidae.
CUGGAGGGAAGCGUAGAGGAAGAAGAAGCCACGGUUGUAGCGGCAAUGAAAGAACAGCGUGCUACUUCCAAUUUGAGCAAAACAUAAGUUAAGUGGGCACUAGCGGCGGUAACCAACUACGAACAGUUACAGCGUUAUUCACAUUUGUUCAGAAAGUCACAGGACUGCGUCGGGAGGAUGUCUUUGGUUUGUGCAAUCUCCAACGAGGUGCCGGAGCACCCGUGCGUCUCCCCCGUGUCCAACCAGGUGUUCGAGCGCCGGCUCAUCGAGAAGUAUAUCGCGGAGAAUGGGACGGACCCGAUGAAUGGACAACCGCUGUCUGAGGAGCAGCUCGUAGAUAUCAAAGUGUCCCAUCCUAUCAGACCAAAGGCGCCAUCAGCAACAAGCAUUCCUGCCAUUCUCAAAUCCCUUCAAGAUGAGUGGGAUGCCGUUAUGCUUCACAGUUUCACCUUGCGGCAGCAGCUGCAGACUACUCGCCAAGAACUGUCUCACGCCCUCUACCAACACGAUGCCGCCUGCAGAGUCAUCGCUCGACUCACCAAAGAGGUCACUGCUGCGAGAGAAGCUCUUGCCACACUCAAACCCCAAGCUGGAUUGGUGGCCCCUCAGGCAGUUCCCAGCUCUCAGCCGAAUGCAGCAGGUGCUGGUGGAGAGCCUAUGGAGAUUAGUGAACAGGUUGGAAUGACUCCAGAGAUCAUCCAGAAGCUCCAAGACAAAGCUACAAUCCUUACCACAGAGAGAAAGAAGAGAGGAAAGACUGUGCCGGAGGAGCUGGUUAGAGCUGAGGACCUUAGCAAAUACCGCCAAGUGGCCACUCAUGCCGGUCUUCAUAGUGCCAGUGUUCCUGGUAUUCUGGCUUUGGAUCUGUGUCCUUCAGACACCAAUAAAGUGCUCACCGGUGGAGCUGAUAAGAACGUGGUGGUGUUUGACAAGAAUGAGGAGCAGAUUGUGGCGACACUUAAGGGUCACACAAAGAAGGUCACCUCUGUCAUUUACCAUCCAUCUCAGUCGGUGGUCUUCUCUGCAUCUCCAGACAACACCAUCCGCGUGUGGUCUGUCACUGGAGGCAACUGUGUCCAGGUUAUUCGUGCCCACGAGGGAGGUGUCACUGGGCUCUCCCUGCAUGCUACUGGAGAUUACCUGCUCAGCUCCUCAGAGGAUCAGUACUGGGCCUUCUCAGAUAUUCAGACAGGUAGAGUCCUGACCAAAGUAACUGAUGAAAGUGCUGGCUGUGCUCUCACCUGUGCCCAGUUCCACCCUGAUGGUCUCAUUUUCGGCACUGGUACGGCUGACUCCCAAAUCAAGAUUUGGGAUCUGAAGGAGCGCACCAAUGUGGCAAACUUCCCUGGCCAUUCUGGUCCUGUCACCUCCAUUGCUUUCUCUGAGAAUGGAUACUAUCUGGCCACAGGUGCCCAGGAUAGCUCUGUGAAACUGUGGGAUCUUAGAAAACUGAAGAACUUCAAGACAAUCAAUCUUGACAACAACUACGAGGUGAAGUCCCUCGUGUUCGAUCAGAGUGGCACUUACCUUGCUGUAGGAGGGUCUGACAUCCGUGUCUACAUCUGCAAGCAGUGGUCCGAGGUCCUCAACUUCUCAGACCAUACAGGGUUGGUGACUGGAGUGGCCUUUGGAGAGAACGCUCAGUUCCUGACCUCUGCAGGAAUGGACAGAAGUCUCAAAUUUUACAGUUUGUAGAGAAACAUACAUCCGAGAUAGGAGCAGGUGUGAGGGGAGGUCGGCGGCAACAAUCCUGGACACAGACCUAUUAUAGACCUGUAAUUUUUAGGACAAAAAUAAAAAAACAAAAUCAGUGCUAACUUUGCUUCUGUAGUGUGUUAGUUGUCAUGUCCAGGAAAGAACAUGAAACAAACUGCUGAUUGAAACCACAGCACAAUGGCUAGGAUAACAACAUUUUGUCGGCAUUGAAAUAUAAAUGAUGUUAAAUAAGAUACAGAAGCCAGUGUCAUGUUCCAGUGUGAUUUGGCAGCGGUUAUGAUUUUACUGUAGUAUUUUCUUUGUGUGGGGUUGGGGGGGGUGGGGUGGUCUCUGAAAUAUCUUGUGAUACAACUCCAUAGUUGUUGUUCACUAUUGGACAAAUGUGGUGUGACAAAAACGUACUUACUUUAACGUAGACCCGCUUUAUUACAGUAUCUUUAGGGUAAAAUCAUCUGUUGUGACCAACAGUUCAACCAAGCAGUCGUAUGAGAUUCAUUUUCCUCUGACAAAUGUAGUCUGGUGUGACCUCCCCCCAUUUUCAUUUCCUGUAUCAUUUGUUUCAUUUCUACUUUGUCUUUCUCUUCCAAUUGUAUAUUUCUCAUUACUUGCUAUUUUACCUGUUGCUGCCCUUUUACAGUAAAAUAAAAUAUCUUUUGUAUGGCCAUUCAUGGAUUUGUCAGAUUAAGAGGAAUUGUUUGAUCCUCAAAAGGAAAUAAAAUGAUUUUACUUUGCCUCCA